Messenger RNA from Anthostomella pinea, 552 nucleotides. The record is from the annotation of a GenBank genome assembly. Lineage: Eukaryota; Fungi; Ascomycota; Sordariomycetes; Xylariales; Xylariaceae.
AUGCCUCCCAAGCAAUCCACCUCCACGGCCCGCGGCAGAGGCGCAUCAUCAGCCGCUGGACGACCGCCCAAAGCCAAACCCGCAUCGACGUCGAAGCGACAACACGCAGCCUCGUCAUCCUCCCGCGGCGGAAGACAGACGUUGCAGUCCCCGCAGAUAAUUAACUCGGACCAGAGCGACCUAGACCCCUUUGCGGACGACGACGACGACGACCCGCCGCGACGCGAGCGACAACGGCAGGAGCAGGCCAUGGAAGUUGAUCAAGACGAGGAGGAGGACAAUAAUAAUGGGGAAGAAGAUCAAGAGGACAAGGACGACGACGACGACGAGGCGCAGAAGACGAUCCCGCCCGAGCUGCUGACGCGCCUGCUGCACGAGUUCUUCGAGAAGGACGGCACGCGCAUCUCGCGGGACGCCAACGCGGCCGUCGCGAAGUACAUGGACAUCUUUGUGCGCGAAGCGGUUGCGCGGACGGCGGUCGAGAAGGGGGCGGGGUUUUUGGAGGUCGAGGAUUUGGAAAAGGUCGCGCCGCAGCUGCUGCUUGAUCUUUGA